Messenger RNA from Xenopus tropicalis (tropical clawed frog), 3015 nucleotides. It is a transcript of the gene slc1a4, whose product is annotated as solute carrier family 1 (glutamate/neutral amino acid transporter), member 4. Gene Ontology annotation, cellular component: membrane; plasma membrane; melanosome. Gene Ontology annotation, molecular function: symporter activity. The record is from RefSeq and is marked provisional. NCBI's taxonomy places the organism in Eukaryota, Metazoa, Chordata, Amphibia, Anura, Pipidae. Gene Ontology annotation, biological process: threonine transport; L-aspartate transmembrane transport; L-alanine transport.
AUUGAACCAGGAGUUCAGCUUGUACUUUGUCUGCCACCAACUCACUGCCAACAUCUGCCAGCAGCUUCCCCUGCCCUUAUUAUUCCUUCUGUUAGCCACCGUGCCACACACAAAGCAGCCAGGUCAGGAUGGAAAAGCAAAGCGAGACCAAUGGGCACAUUACUAGGUACCCAGAUGGCACAGCGUGUGAGAUGGUUGACAAAGAACCAGAGACUAGCAGCCCAAAAAAGAAGAAAGCAGCAGAAGGGCAUAGGUGUGCCCAGUUCCUCAAGAAAAAUGCCAUAGUGAUCCUCACCGUGUCGGGGGUACUGGUGGGCGUUGGGCUGGGCACUGCAGUGAGGAAGAUGAACCUGACCAAGGCACAGAUGAGCUACUUUGCCUUCCCAGGUGAGAUGCUCCUGCGGAUGCUGAAGAUGAUUAUCCUCCCACUGGUGGUGUGCAGCCUUAUCUCUGGGGCUGCCAGUCUGGACACCCGCUCUCUGGGCAAGCUGGGUGGCAUCGCUGUAGCCUACUUCUUAGUAACCACCCUUAUGGCAUCUGGUUUAGCCAUAGCCUUGGGUUUCAUCAUCAAGCCUGGUGCUGGGGCAGGUGCCCUCAACUCCAAUGAACUUGGGAUAGAAGAAGCUUUAAGUACAAAUAAAGAAACAGUGGACUCAUUCCUGGACCUUGCCAGAAACCUGAUGCCUUCUAAUCUUGUGGCCGCAGCCUUUCGAUCUUUUGCAACUGACUACAAAACAUUCACAAAGAACACAACUGAUGGACUGAUCACUGAGAAGGUCCCUAUUGGCACAGAGGUUGAAGGAAUGAACAUUCUGGGAUUGGUGCUUUUUGCACUGGUACUGGGAGUUGCUUUAAAAAAGCUUGGACCCGAAGGAGAAGAGCUUAUCCGUUUUUUUAAUGCUUUCAAUGAGGCCACCAUGGUGCUUGUGUCCUGGAUUAUGUGGUACGUCCCUAUUGGAAUCAUGUUUCUUGUCGGAAGCAAAAUUGUUGAAAUGGGAAACAUAGUCCUUUUGGUGACCAGCCUUGGGAAGUAUAUAAUGGCAUCCAUUCUGGGUCACGUUAUUCAUGGAGGAAUAGUCCUGCCACUCAUUUAUUUUGCUUUUACUCGCAAAAACCCAUAUACAUUCCUGCUGGGGCUAAUCACCCCUUUUGCUACAGCAUUUGCAACAUCUUCAAGCUCUGCAACUCUUCCCACAAUGAUCAAGUGCAUUGAAGAAAACAACGGCGUUGAUAAGAGGAUUAGCAGAUUCAUUCUGCCUAUUGGUGCCACAGUGAAUAUGGACGGCGCUGCUAUUUUCCAGUGUAUGGCUGCUGUAUUUAUUGCGCAGAUGAACAGUGCUGAACUAAAUGCUGGCCAGAUCUUCACUAUUCUUGUCACUGCUACUGCGUCAAGUGUUGGAGCCGCUGGGAUCCCUGCAGGAGGAGUGCUCACCAUUGCUAUUAUCUUAGAGGCCAUUGGACUCCCUACAAAUGACCUGUCACUCAUACUUGCUGUAGACUGGAUUGUUGACCGAACCACCACAGUUGUAAAUGUCGAAGGCGAUGCUCUUGGGGCCGGGAUUCUCCAUCAUCUCAACCAAAAGGAAUCUGCUAAAAAGCAGUACGAGCUCACUGAUGUGUAUGUAGAGGCCGUGCCAAACUUGAAAUCAGAAGAAGAAACAUCUCCGCUUGUUAUGCACAGGGAAAACCCUUCCGACCCGCCCGGCACCCUUGUACCAGAAUCAAAGGAAUCUGUUCUGUAAAAGUGCUAUGGGAUGCAGGGUUUUUACCUUUAAAGUUAGACUGAUUAUCUUAAGACCAAAUGUUGCUCACUGCCAUAAUGUGUCCUUUAUAAUGGUUAGAAUAGCGACUCCAGCCCUUCUCUUCUAAGGGCGCUCAGAGUGGGUAACAAACCACUGAGCAAAUGUAGGGAAACCUAUAUUGGACAACUGAUCAUAAAUUUAUAUAGUAAGAACCAAGGUUAAAGGGAAGAUAUCACUGAACUCCACAUCCACACUGUCAAUCAGGGCAUUCUGGUAAAUGUCAGAGGGGCUGCUGCUUCAGAGGCUCUUGGCCUUUUCUUCCUUUUGAUCUAUUACAGGGCCCAAAGCUUGAGCAUGGGCCUGCACACUAAAUUGUGUGGGCUGAUUUAUAUUCCAGCACUUAUUGCCAGUAUACUUAGAUAAUAGUGCUUAUGCUUUUCUCCACUUAUAGAUAUGUGAGUAAUUGAAUGAUGUUGGGAAGAAAAACAUACCUUUAGGUUGCCCUUUAAAUACAAGUUUGGCCUCUUUUCUACAAAAUACCACUAAUAAGCCUUUUACCUUGCAAGUUGUCUGAAUGCUCUGCUGACAUUGAUGUAAAUACUGAAAUAGUUAAAAUAAUUUUAGUGCAAUUGCUUGUACGGUACUAAAUCAAUAUAAUAAAUUCAGGGGACAAAGCAUUAAGUCCUCUUCAGAAGGUUCAAUGUAGUAAGGCAAAAAGAUUUGUCCAGGUUGAGUAACCCAUAGCAUCCAAUCAGCAGUUACCAGGGCAGAUGACAUUUUCAGAGAGCGUAUUAUCCCACCUUAAUUGAGGCAGUUGUUGCAAGUGUGCCAGACUUUCAGUGAUAUAACUGCCACAUGUGCCAAAAAAUCCUCCUUCAUAGGUGUAAGUUAAGCACAGUUUUGUCUUAAUGUGAAAAUAAUUAGUAGCCAUUUGUUGGGAAGGGAGUUGAACUUUCCAUUUGUAAGAGCAGAUGUCCUGUCUCCUCAUCCUUUUUUCUGUUUGUGGCGGUGUCCUGCUCCUAGAUUCAUUAGCAUGUUAACACCAAUAUUUUGUUUUUUUGCAUUUACAAAUGCUCAAAACUCGAAGGACCCAGCAUAUUUGUGCUGUAUAUUAAGUAGUGAGCAUAUUCCACUGUGAAAUAUAUACAAAGUUGUGUGUCAUAAACAAUGAGGUGGAGGGUUCCGUGCCAGAUAUUGUUUGACCAACUGUUAAGGUUAAUAUAUUAAAAGGGAUGAAUACCUAAAAACUUUAAUGAAGGAAAAUGUAAUUCUA